AUGGAGGAGCCGCUGCAGGCCGUGCGCCUCGCGCCGGACCUGGGCGCCGUGCACCGCCGCUCGUCCGUGUCAGCCCAGCAGCGCCACCGCAGCUCCAGCAGCAGCAGCCUCAGCGUCUCGGCCUGCAGCAUCAGCAGCACCGUCAGCAGCUACCCGGCGCCCAGCACCACGGCGCUUCGUCCCUGUUGGCACCUGGCGGCCGACCAAUCCUACGAGGACUACGAGGUGGUCUUCACGGAGGACAAGUUGGGGCUGACGCUCAAGAGCCAAGAGCAGGUGGACCCUUCGGGCUACAGGAUCCCCGUGACCAUCGUCAAGUCCACCAUCUUCAGCGUCGGACAAGUCUCGCACCAGAUUCGGGAGGGCGAUGUGUUGCAGUCGGUAAAUGGCGAGAGCAUUAGGAAUUUGGAGUUCCCGGACGUGCUGCGAAUCCUGAAGAUCGCGCCGAGGCCGAUCCGACUGCGGUUCCGCACGAGGUACACCCUGCGGGGGGCUCGACGAGCGUGGUCCAUGUCGGGGGACGAUCAGCAGGAGGUGUCGUCGAGGCGGUCGAGCACGGGAAGUGUUGACAGUGAAGUGAGGAUGCCGAUCGCGGCGGAGCCGUUCGCGUUCCCAGAACGCCCUGGACUGGAGGAGGACGGUGACGACUCGGACAGUCAGAACGCCGUCAUGUCCGAGAGUUUCGGCGACGCAGACAGCGCGCGCUCGACGGAGAACAGCUCCGUGUCGCGGUUGGCUGCAUUCUUGCGGAAACCUUUUCGUCGCGGGGACGGGUUUGAUGGAGGGCGAUGGGAGCUUCGCAUGGGCAUCGUGCCCGCGUCGCCACGAGCGGAGACCGUACUCGAGUCGCCUUCUAAGGCGGCGAUCGUCGUGCGGUGGCGGGCGCACCCGAAGGCCCUGUCGUAUCACCUGCAGUUCUCUCGGGACUGGACUAUGAAGGUGUGGAAGAGCUGGUCCGGGCGGCCGCAGCGAUCGAGCGACGACGAGCACGAGCUCGUCGCGUCGAUCUUCGGCCUCGACUACGCGAAGAGCUUCGUGGUGCGGGUCCGCUACGAGUUCAGCGGGGGCAACGGACCCAGCGAGUGGAGCUCGCCCAGCGCGCCUGUUACGACCAUCAGCAGCGUGGACGCAAUGCACCACCGCAUCGCCCCACCACGAGCGCAGCGAGGGUAAAAGGCAGUCACUCAGGCCUCCUCGUUGUGCAGUCAUCCUACUGGUCACAUCGCGCCGUAGAGAGAUAAAACUAAGCUUAUCCCCCCAUUAAUCUUCAAUCAAAGUUGUUACUUG
Messenger RNA from Phytophthora sojae, 1287 nucleotides. RefSeq lists its product as hypothetical. Gene Ontology annotation, molecular function: protein binding. The record is from RefSeq and is a predicted model, not a curated record. NCBI's taxonomy places the organism in Eukaryota, Oomycota, Peronosporomycetes, Peronosporales, Peronosporaceae. Bases 1 to 1173 code for a protein of 390 amino acids. The transcript has 5 exons.